This is a messenger RNA of Solanum lycopersicum (tomato), 741 nucleotides long. NCBI's taxonomy places the organism in Eukaryota, Viridiplantae, Streptophyta, Magnoliopsida, Solanales, Solanaceae. The record is from RefSeq and is a predicted model, not a curated record.
AUGCCUCCAAAGAAAGCGACAGCCGUCCAGAAGGGAAAAUCAGUAGCAGAAGGUACUAGUCAGACCCGGAGAGUUACUAGGGUCCGUGCGCAGUCUAUGCCUGGUAUUAUGCUCCAGUCGGAGAGCUCUGCUACACCCCCACCGCCAGAAGAGCUUAGAGCAGUAGCAGCUCCAGUCCGAGCACCGGUAGUCAGCGUUGAUCAAGUUUGGAGAAUUUCUGGUCUGGAGACAGGGAUGGCUCGCACGCGAGGCGGUGCGUUUGGGGGAGAUGCACCCGGAGCCUCAGCUUGGGGUAGACGUCGACCACGAGGUCGAGGUAGGGCUGCAGCACCUGCCUGGGAUAUGGAAAAGGAGCCUCAUGCAGCGCAUGUACCACAACCAGUGGGGCCGGGGCCUGCCCAGCCACCACCCGCACCAGUUGCAGCACCUGAUCUUCAUUCCCUCUUGACUCAGAUAUUAGCUGCUAUUGGGAAUAUGCGACAGGCACCAGCACCAGCAGUACCAGCACCAGCGCUGCAAGAUCAGCCGCCACCAGUUCAUGUGGCCGCCUCACCAGACUUAGAGGUUAGAGAGAUGCCACUGCGGGAUCAGAAGAUGCUUGGGGUAUUUCAGAGGUUGGCACCGCCUAUAUUCUCAGGGGCGAUUGGAGAGGACGCUCACGAGUUUCAGCUCACUUGCCAGGAGCAGUUACAGUCAUUAGGCCUUUUGGAGUCGAGAGGAGCUGACUUUACCGCUCAUUAG